Molecule: messenger RNA, 3461 nt
Organism: Coregonus sp. 'balchen'
Lineage: Eukaryota; Metazoa; Chordata; Actinopteri; Salmoniformes; Salmonidae
Source: the annotation of a GenBank genome assembly
AUGAAAGUGUUGAUGCUUUCCUUUGUUGUUUUCCUCUAUGGGAGUUUUACUUCAGUAAGAAAUAUCUAUUAAUCAAUUCAUUCAUUAAUCGUAGCCUACAAUAAUAUGCGUGCUUGAUUGCCAAUGCCGAGGGUGGGUGACGGUGAUUAUUUAAGAUAGUCCUCAUUCCAUCUCACAGUGCAAUUUUGUAGAAGAAAUCACAUAAAUGAAGUGAACAUUUAUUUAUCUUAUAACAUGUUUUUGUUCUUUUAGGCAUCAGCACUUUGUCCCUCCAAAUGUUUGUGUCCUCUUAAGUUAGCCAGGUGCGCUCCAGGAAUCAGCCUCGUGCCAGACGGCUGUGGAUGCUGCAAAGUUUGCGCCCGGCAGCUCAAUGAGGACUGCAGCAAGACAGAGCCAUGCGACCACAUCAAGGGACUGGAGUGCAACUUUGGGUCUGGUUAUGGCACAGCUAAAGGCAUCUGUCGAGGUAUGAUAAAAGUGUAUUGGAAAUAAUAAUACUGAUACCCUGCUGUGGUCAUUGUAACUUCUACAAAUCAGUAUAGGCUCCAAUGGGUUUGGCUGUAGAGAUGUAGGAAUUUACGGUUAUGAACAUGUUUAUUACAAAUGACGAAUUAUGCUUUUGGUUUACAGCUCAUUCUUUAUAAUUAGAUAUUACACUUGACUCACAUAGUAACAGUCUCCCUGUCUGCUUCUCCAAACAGCCAAAUCAGAUGGAAGACCCUGUGAGUACAACAGCAAGAUCUACCAGAAUGGAGAGAGCUUCAGUGCCAACUGCAAGCACCAGUGUACGUGCAUGGAUGGUGCCUUGGGGUGUGUGUCCCUGUGCCCCCAGCAGCUCUCCCUGCCCAAACUGGGCUGUGCCGAACACAAGCCGGUCAAAGUGCCUGGUCGCUGCUGUGAGGAGCUGGUCUGCCCUGAGGAGGAGGGGAAAGUGGUGGGCUCAGCCUCAGUUGAAAAGAAGGUCAGCAAAGAUGGCUGCAAGGAUAAACAUUCCGAUGAUGACCUCACAAAGAGAAACGAGCUGGUGUCUGUCAUCAGAGGACUCAAGUCUUUAGCUGGUGAGUCAAUGGAACUCUGUUUAUUCCAGUGGUUCAGUUAGUGAUAUUAUUGAGCUCCAAUAGAUGUUCAGCCUCGGUAUACAUCCAGACAGGGAGCUAUUUAUUAUCACCAUCUGUAUGUACAGUGUAAAUAGUAUGUAGAUUUGAACUCAUGUCCAAGUUUUGUGAGACCCAUCCAAUGCACAUUGACUAAUCUUCUUGCCAUCUUUUCCCCACAGCUUUCAGGAGUAAGCCUGAGAGUCGCCUGAUGUCCAAGGGGAACAGGAGGUGUGUGGCUCAGACCACAGCCAAGUCCCUUUGCUCUAAGUCCUGUGGUACAGGAGUUUCCUCCAGGGUCACCAACAACAACAGCCAGUGCAAGCUGGUGAAGGUGACUCGUCUCUGUGAGGUCCGCCCAUGCUACCAGUCAGCCUACUCCAUCCUGAAAGUAUGCAUCUAUACAUUAUACAGUCAUUUUCCAGAUGCUUAUAUCCAAAAUUACUUCUACAAAUAUAUUGAGUAUACAGAGCAUUUGGAAAGUAUUCAGACCCCUUAACUUUUUCCACAUUUUGUUACGUUACAACCUUAUUCUAAAAUGGAUUAAAUUGUUUCCCCCCCCCUCAUGACCCCAUAAUGACAAAGCAAAAACAGGUUUUUAGAAAUUCUAGUAAAUGUAUAAAGAAAUACAAAACUGAAAUAUCACAUUUACAUAAGUAUUCAGACCCUUUACUCAGUACUUUGUUGAAGCACCUUCGGCAGCAAUUACAGCCUUGAGUCUUCGUGGGUAUGAAACUACAAGCUUGGCACACCUGUAUUUGGGGAGUUUCUACUAUUCUUCUCUGCAGAUCCUCUCAAGCUCUGUCAGGUUGGAUGGGGUGCGUUGCUGUAUAGCUAUUUUCAGGUCUCUCCAGAGAUGUUCAAUCGGGUUCAGGUCCGGGCUCUGGCUGGGACACUCAAGGACAUUCAGAGACUUGUCCCGAAGGCACUCCUGCGUUGUCUUGGCUGUGUGUUUAGGGUCGUUGUCCUGUUGGAAGGUGAACCUUCACCCCAGUCUGAGGUCCUGAGCGCUCUGGAGCAGGUUUUCAUCAAGGAUCUCUCUGUACUUUGCUCCGUUCAUCUUUCCCUCGAUCCUGACCAGUCUCCCAGUCCCUGCCACUGAAAAACAUCCCCACAACAGGAUGCUAACACCACCAUGCUUCACCGUAGGGAAGAAGCCAGGUUUCCUCCAGACUUGACGCUUAGCAUUCAGGCCAAAGAGUUCAAUUUUGGUUUCAUCAGACCAGAGAAUCUUGUUUCUCAUGGUCUGAGAGUCUUUAGGUGCCUUUUGGCAAACUCCAAGCGGGCUUUCAUGUGCCUUUUACUGAGGAGUGGCUUCCGUCUGGCCACUCUACCAUAAAUACCUGAUUGGUGGAGUGCUGCAAAGAUGGUUAUCCUUCUGGAAGGUUCUCCCAUCUCCACAGAGGAACUCUAGAGCUCUGUUAGAGUGACCAUCGUGUUCUUGGUCACCUCCCUGACCAAGGCCCUUCUCCCUCGAUUGCUCUGUUUGGCCGGGCAGCCAGCUACGGACAAUUCCUUCGACCUCAUGGCUUGGUUUUUGCUCUGACAUGCACUGUCAACUGUGGGACCUUAUAUAGACAGGUGUGUGCCUUUCCAAAUCAUGUCCAAUCAAUUGAAUUUACCACAGGUGGAGUCCAAUCAAGUUAUAGAAACAUCAAGGAUGAUAAAUGGAAACAGGAUGCAUCUGAGCUUAAUUUCGUGUCUCAUAGCAAAGGGUCUGAAUACUUAUGUAAAUAAGGCAUUUCUGUGUUUUAUUUUUAAUUAAUUUGCUAAAAUUUCUAAAAACCUGUUUUCAUGUUGUCAUUAUGGGGUAUUGUGUGUAGAUUGAUGAGGAAUUUAUUUGAUUUGAUCCAUUUUAGAAUGAGGCUGUAACGUAACAAAAUGUGUAAAAGGUCAAGGGGUCUGAACACUUUCCGAAUGCACUGUAUGUGGCCCAUGUGAGAAUCGAACCGGCGGCAGCAAUGCUAUGCUAUCACCAGGAUGAAACUGAAUCCUAAGGACAUUGAAACACAUGCAUGUCCAGUACAUCAAUAUUUUGUUCUCACAUUGUUCUUGUUCUCCUCUCACCAACAGAAGGGUAAGAAGUGCAGUCGCAUUGCGAAGGCCAGCCGUCCAGUGAAGCUGAGCUAUGCAGGCUGCAGCAGCGUGAAGAAGUUCCACCCAAGGUACUGUGGUUCUUGUCUGGACGGGCGCUGCUGCACCCCUCAGCAGACCCAGACUGUAGCCGUUCGCUUCCGCUGUGAGGACGGAGACACUUUCAGCAAGGACGUCAUGGUCAUAGAGUCCUGUUCAUGUGACUUUAACUCUCCUCAUAACAACAAGAAGCCCUCUGGGCUCUCCAAUGAUAUCCGCAAAUCCAGAGGCUGA